Periconia digitata is the source of this 1066-nucleotide messenger RNA. The record is from the annotation of a GenBank genome assembly. NCBI's taxonomy places the organism in Eukaryota, Fungi, Ascomycota, Dothideomycetes, Pleosporales, Periconiaceae.
UAACCACGCAUUUUUACACUCAAGUUCCCCUUCCCAACUCCUCACAUUUUAUUCUGAUAUGCUCGAAAUGAAUAACUCGUCCCGCUAUCCCGCUGACGUACUCAUCAUUGGUGGAGGCCCUGCAGGCCUUACUACGGCACUUAGUGUGGCACGAAACGUCCAUACCGCGAUCGUAUUCGACUCCCAAGAUUAUCGAAACGUACGGGCGAACCAUUUCCAUAUGCUUCCUACAUGGGAUGGCAAGGAUCCCCUUGAGUUUCGUGACGCUGCACGCGAGAACACCUUAGACAACUAUGAGACCAUCCAGUUCCAUAACACCAAGGUUUCCGAUGUCAGCCGUACUGAAGAGGGUACCUUCGAAGCAAAAGAUGCAGAUGGUGUGGUCUGGUUUGGACACGCUUUAGUGCUGGCUACUGGUGUUAUUGAUAUCAUGCUUGAUAUCCCUGGAUUUGAUGAGUGCUGGGGCCGAAGCAUUUUCCACUGUCUUUUCUGCCAUGGAUACGAACAACGUGGCAGCGAGUCUUCGGGCGUUCUAGCCAUAGAUGAUGUCGCACCUGAGCCUAUCGCUUUGCACGUAUCUCGCAAUGCCGCUCAACUGACCAAAACUGUCACACUGUAUACGAACGGGGACGAAAAACAGGCAGGAGCUUUGGUUGCUGCUGCUGGUGCACAGGCGCCCUUCAUUGUUGAUCAUCGCAGGAUCACCAGAUUCACUCUUGGACGAGAUAAUGUUGGCUGCACCCUUACAUUUGAAGAUGGUACCAGUAAGGACGAAGCGUUUAUUGCUCAUAAACCAAAGCAUGCGCUCAAGAGUCAUGAUUUAGCCAAACAACUUGGUUGCGAAAUCACCCAACAAGGCGACAUCAAGGUCAACCCUCCUUUCGGGGAGACGAGUGUUAAUGGAUGUUUUGCUGCUGGUGACAACUCCAGCUUUCUAAAAACAACCCCCAAUGCCAUUAAUGUAGGAUCAAACGCUGCGGCUGGAGUGGCAAGCUAUGUUCAGAGUAGGAAAUACGGCCAGAAGAGCUUAGGUGAAUUUUUGAGGGGAACUGCGCCUCAAUCCUGA